Messenger RNA from Mytilus trossulus (common blue mussel), 3214 nucleotides. RefSeq lists its product as uncharacterized. Bases 186 to 1895 code for a protein of 569 amino acids. Lineage: Eukaryota; Metazoa; Mollusca; Bivalvia; Mytilida; Mytilidae. The record is from RefSeq and is a predicted model, not a curated record. The transcript is spliced from 7 exons.
ACAACAUUUGAUCGCCUUCCGUAAUCAAUCAUUUGCUCUAGGAAGUCAAAAUAGGAUUUCCAAUAUCGUACCAUGUAGUUAAACUCUAUACAGAUUCAAAAAGGAUUUAGAUUUGUUUACUUGUUUAUUUCUCAAAAGUUUUCCAAUUUUGGUUUUAUUAGUUAUAUUUUCCUCAUUAUAUCUAAAUGAGCCAUGGAGGAGAGCGUUUAAUUUUAUCAUCACUAAUAACUAAGAAAAUGAAUCUUGUGUUGGUGUUAUCAUUUUUCCUGUGCAUUUCAUAUUGUCAUUCUGAAGUCCAUCUCGACGAAUUAAAGCCCAAAGAACUUGUAUUAUUGAAUGUGGCAGUGAAAGCGAGGCUACUUGAGAAACUAACUGAAGAAACCGACAAAAUCCAAUUUGAAAGGAACGAGUUGGUCAAUCGUCAUAAGUCAUGUCUACUAAAUGUUUCGUCUACAGCCAAGGCUUGCAAACAGUGUGUGGUCAAGAAAUGUGAAAAUAGAGGAAAGCAAUGUCAACUGUCAUCAGAAGAUUUACAAAAAAUUAAAGACGAAUUUGAUAAAAAAGAAAUACCUGGAGUGGACUUUUUAAGCACCCCAACUGUUGUUCAAGAGGAAAUACGAGAAAUUAAAGAAACUGCAGAAAAAAAUAUAAUGAAAGAUGUUCCAGCAGAAUUAAAACCUAAAGGGGAAGAAAUAAUCGAAAAAAUGAAAAAAGGAAUGAAAGUAUUCCAACAAAAUCUUGGUCAAGCUGUGAAUAAAUUACCAGAAUUAUUACCCAAAAUAGAACAGAACUUAGCAUCUAUGAAUACAAAGAUCGACAUCAAUGCUGUAGAAGACAUGGCAGAUCAAGCCGCUGGUCAGAUUUCAGAAACAAUGAGUGACCCAGCAUUUAAUGGAAUACGAGCUCAUGUUGUUCACAGUAAUAAAAUGCUGAAGAAAAAUUUACCAUCUAUCAUGAAGGCAAUGGGCAAUACGUUAUCAAGGUUAAAGUCAGCUGUUGGCAGAUUUGUUGGAGUUGUAAGGGUACAAGCAGGAACCGCUUGGAAACAAGCUGCCACUAAUUUGCCAAAUCAAACCAACAUGGAUACAAAUAAUCAGAUUCCCGGUGCCGAUAUGGAUAUGAUACCCCAACCAUUCAACUUAAACCAACAACAACCUGUGAAUGAUGGACAAUCAAUGUGGACUUCUGGACAACAGAAUCAACUAUCAAACAAUGUACAGUUUCCACAACAACAAAAUGGACAGUUUCAACAACCACAAGGCUUUCCCGACAUGCAGCCUGGAAUGUCACAAGGAAUGACAAACUGGCGGAAGAGGAGACAGGCCGAUGUACCAUGUGAACAGAUAAAAGCUAAAUCAUACGAGGCAUGCCAUUCUUACCACUUUUACUGUCCGUCUUGUAUGAACGAAAGGACUAUAUUAGAACAUGAUUGUGGUCGAGGAGCACUUGUUGCCAUGGUAGCCAUAAAGGAGUUAGAUCUACAAGCAGGAAGUGAUGUGAUAAAAUACAGACAGUAUAUGGACCACGAAUAUGUGAUUAAGAAGGUUCACUAUGACAAGAAAAGUCUGAAUCCAGAAAAUGGGAUGUACUCAAGAGCUUAUAUAACAGUUCAAAUAGGUGAAGAAAACAAGAUAUUCGGGACCUCAAGGCUUCCUGAUAUUCGGGACAUAAAACAUUCUGGAUUUAUACUAGGUGAUGAACUCUGGGACAUUUUGCAGAGUGAUGAAGACUCUGCGUCUGUUCAUAUUAAACAAACUCCAGAAUUUCAUAAUGUUAAAUCAGAAUUUCUGAAAAGUGAAAAUACUAGUUCUUCUGCUGUAGUAUAUGGGGCAGUUUGGGGUGUCGUCAUUAUGGUCAUGUAUAUGGGAAUAGUUGCAAUAUCCGUCAUGGUAUGACCUCUAUAUUUUUAGGGUGUCAUAUUAAUACCCUUAAUUUGAAAUGACUAUCUGGCGGUAACACUUUAUAGUAUUCCGCUAAACAAUUCCUUAACAUAUUGUGUUUGUAAGUGCUGUAGUUUACCAAUGUAUUAUGUUGAUAUUUAAGGAUUUUGAAAUUGUGUGACACAUUGAUUAAUUAAACUUUUUAGAAAAAGAUUGUUGUAGAACAUUUUGUAACACGGUUAAAGCAUACCAAUAAUAGAAACAUCACAAAGUUCAAUAUUAGUACAGUAUUGCAUAUCUUUCUAAAAAGUUUAUUUCAUAAGAACAAAGAUCAUCUGUCUCAUAAGUGUGUGUUAUAUGAUACAUGGUAAUUAUUCUUUAAACUUUAAAGAUUAUCUAAAAUAUGAGUUUUUCCAUUGAGAACGGACUGCUUAUAUCAUUGAUAUAGCAAUGUCAUUGAUUAUACAUUUUUUGGAUGUAUUCAUAGGAAUGCUUGCAUUAUGCAAAGCCUCAUUUAUGUUUUCAUAUUAAAAACAAUAAGUAGAGUUAAUCUUUGAUAACUACCAUUUAAUCCAUAUUUGUUCUUUCUUAAAAAAAACACCAAUUGUUUGUAAUAAAUAGCUCAAUAUGUUUAGAAACAUAUUUAUAUUAAUGUACAUUUAAAACUGUAAUUUGUCGUUUUUGUAAAAUCUUUUAAAUGAUAUCACUCUCCUACGUAUUCAUCAAAGAUAUUCCAGACUUUUAUUUUGGAAAUGUCUGACUUUUUCAACUUCAGCAUUGACUUUCAAAUUGGAUUUGUUUUUCAUUUGAGAGUCCUCUAUGAAGAAAGAUAUAGAAAAGAAUAAAAUUGUUAGAGUGUAAAUGUUAUUUUCAUUGUAAUUCUGGUAAAAAGUUUAGAUUCUGUUUUGGUCAGUAAUUAUACGGUAACAAGAUUACUGCUCGUCUACUACGAUGUAAUUAACUCUGCUUAUAGCCAUAAAAGUAUCUGCUAGAGUUUGUGAAAUAAUUUAUAUUUAUAUUUAUUUUUGUUUAAAUGUAAGAAAUAGUGAUGCUUUUAGAGCAAAGAAAUAAAUUAUUAUUAAUACAGCAUUUUUCAUGGAUUUAAACUACGUUUUUGUCAUUACUGACUCAAAAUCGGCAGCUUUACUUGGCAAAUUCACUUAUUACAACAAAGAAGCAUCUUUAACUUGAGAUGUUUUUGGUAUGUCUUUGAUUAUAUGCAUAAUUUGAAAACAUGAUACUUGUGAAGUUUAUACAAUUUCUGUAUAUGACGAAUAAAAUUCUCUAACAAAUUCUGUAUGAUUUUGAAAUCCAAAUAAAAUGUUGAUUUUGAA